Molecule: messenger RNA, 3587 nt
Organism: Megalops cyprinoides (Indo-Pacific tarpon)
Lineage: Eukaryota; Metazoa; Chordata; Actinopteri; Elopiformes; Megalopidae
Product: ubiquitin carboxyl-terminal hydrolase 4-like
Exons: 22
Coding region: 125-3193 (1022 amino acids)
Biological process (GO): protein deubiquitination
Molecular function (GO): cysteine-type deubiquitinase activity
Source: RefSeq, a predicted model, not a curated record
CGUGGGGCGCGAAGAGCUUUUCGAACUGUUUACUGUUAGCAAGUGGGUAUUGCCGUGCUGGUUCCCGUGACUCAUAUCCUCGUUUUAUACGCGCUCUCGCUGCACUGAGCUCAGACACAUCACGAUGUCUGACGGAGACGGACCCGAAUCGGGUACCGGGGCAGAGCCGGACCCGGAGCCCGUGUCUGCUCAGGUCUCCAUACCUUCAACGGACAGCCAAAAACAGAGCAUCGGAGUGCUUAUGAAGACAACGCUCCGCAAGGGAGAUGAAUGGUUCUUGAUUGACAGCAGGUGGUUUAAGCAGUGGAAGAAAUAUGUGGGCUUUGACAGCUGGGAUAUGUACAAUGUUGGAGAACAGAGCCUUUAUCCAGGGCCUAUUGACAACUCAGGACUUUUCUCAGACCAGGAGACCCAGGCCUUGAAAGAGCACCUUAUAGAUGAGCUGGACUAUGUUUUGGUGCCCACCGAGGCCUGGCAGAAGCUGGUCUCUUGGUACGGGUGUCUGCAGGACCAACGCCCCAUCGUCAGGAAGGUGGUGGAGCAUGGCAUGUUUGUCAAGCACUGUAAAGUGGAGGUCUACCUGCUGGAGCUCAACCUCUGCGAGCACAAAAACAUGGACAAUGUGGUGACAAAACACUUCAGCAAGGCUGACACCAUAGACACAAUUGAGAAGGAGAUGAGGUCACUCUUCAGCAUCCCACCGGAGAAGGAGACACGCCUGUGGAACAAGUACAUGAGCAACACGUACGAGCAACUGAGCAAACCGGACAGCACGGUGCAGGACGCCGGUCUCUUCCAGGGACAGAUGCUGGUGAUCGAACAGAGGAACGAUGACGGCACGUGGCCCAGGCAAGCCCCGCAUUCACAGUCCAGCAUAACGUCGCGGAACUUCACUACCUCUCCAAAGCUCUCCUCCAACUCCUCAGCCAACAUCUCAUCAACAGUGACCAACGGCGACAGCAGCAGCAACUCCAUCUACUCCCUAAACAACAGCACCUCCUCUGACAACAGGCUGGGAGGCUACAACUCCUACAGCUCCUCAUAUGUGUAUCGAGAGUCCCAGCCAGGCCUAUGUGGACUCAGUAACCUUGGCAACACGUGCUUCAUGAACUCUGCCCUCCAGUGCUUGAGCCACGCCUCCCCGCUCACAGAGUACUUCCUGGAUGACCAGUACGAAGCGGAGAUAAACCGGGAGAACCCGCUGGGAAUGAGGGGCGAGAUCGCCGAGGCGUACGCCGAUCUGGUCAAGCAGAUGUGGCUCAGUCGCAGCAGUUAUGUGGCUCCCCGCACCUUCAAGACCCAAGUGGGUCGCUUCGCCCCGCAGUUCUCAGGGUACCAGCAGCAGGACUCGCAGGAGCUGCUGGCCUUCCUGCUGGACGGACUCCAUGAGGACCUCAACCGUGUCAAAAAAAAGCCUUACUUGGCUCUGAGGGAUGCUGAGGGCAGGCCUGACGAGAUAGUAGCCAAGGAAGCAUGGACGAACCACCGCCUGCGCAACGACUCCAUCAUCGUAGACAUCUUCCACGGCCUCUUCAAAUCCACUCUGGUCUGCCCAGAGUGCUCUAAGAUCUCGGUGACCUUUGACCCUUUCUGCUACCUCACGCUGCCUCUGCCUAUGAAGAAGGACCGCACGAUGGAGGUCUUCCUGGUCCGUGCAGACCCCAUGUCUAGACCCAUGCAGUACAGGGUGGUGGUCCCCAAGCUGGGCACUGUGGCGGACUUGUGUGGUGCAUUGUCCAAGCACUCCGGAAUCCCCGCGGAGAAUAUGGUCGUGGCAGAUGUUUACAACCACCGAUUCCAUAAAAUCUACAGGAAGGACGAUGGCCUCAACAACAUAAUGGAGAAAGACGACAUCUUUGUGUAUGAGGUGGGCGACGAAGGAGCGGAAACGAUCCACCUACCCGUGUACUUCAGGGAGAGGCACACAAAGCACGUCGGGGGCUCCACGGGCGCCCUGCUCUUCGGCCAGCCGCUGCUCAUCACCGUCCCCAAGCAAAACCUCCCCGUCGACGUUCUCUAUGAGAAAGUGCUGGAGAGGAUCGGGCGCUACGUGAAGCGACCGCAGGGCUCCGUCGGCGACGGGAGGACCUCGGCCCUGGCCUCCAGCAGCGCCGGCAGCAGCAGCCAGGCGGCGGAGGCCAACACGGCAUCCGGCUGCAACUCGGACCUGCACGGCCGCAGCGGCUGCCCCUCUGAGGCGGCCUCUUGCAGCGCGGGGUCGGCCAGCGGCGGCAGCCAGCAGGGGCAGCAGACCUGCAACGGCCCCAACGGGAUGUGUGGAGACGAAGAGGAAGCCAUGGAUCAUCAGGUUAGCCCGGAGCCUGAGUACAGCCAAUCAGAUGACUCCGUGGGCGGAGAAGAGGAAGAGGAGGAAGAUGAGGAGGAGGAAGGAGAGGACCUAGAGAACGGCCCCUCUGGCAGUGUGGCCAAGUCCACAAGUUCAGAGCCAAAACUAUUCUCCUUCAGCAUGGUGAACUCUUACGGAACAGCCAACAUUGGGCUGUUGCCCAGCGACGGAAACGUUCUCAAACUCAAUGCACAUUCCACCGUGGCAAUCAACUGGGACUCGGACAUGAAGAAAUUAUAUUACGAUGAGCAGGAAGCAGAGGCAUAUGAGAAGCACGAGAGCAUGCUACAACAGCAGAAGAAGAAGACCACAGUGGCUCUGAGGGAAUGCAUCGAACUCUUCACCACCAUGGAGACACUUGGAGAGCAUGACCCCUGGUACUGCCCCACCUGUAAGAAGCACCAGCAGGCCACAAAGAAAUUUGACCUCUGGUCCCUGCCCCGAAUCCUGGUAGUGCACCUCAAGCGCUUCUCCUACAACCGCUGCUGGAGGGACAAGCUGGACACCGUGGUGGACUUCCCCAUUAGAGACUUGAACAUGUCGGAGUUUGUGUGCGACCCAAAGGCUUCACCUUACGUUUAUGACCUCAUUGCCGUGUCCAACCACUACGGUGGAAUGGGUGGAGGGCACUACACAGCCUUUGCCAAGAAUGAGGUCGAUGAUAAGUGGUAUUACUUUGAUGACAGCAGCGUCUCUGCCGCCACAGAGGAUCAGAUUGUGACAAAAGCAGCCUACGUCCUGUUUUACCAACGCAGAGAUGUGGACACGCCCACAAAGACUCCUCCCUCCACUGCUUCCUCAGGCGGAGGCUCUGAGACAGGGGACGACCACAUGGACACCAACUGAGUGGCCAGAGAAGUUCAGGGAUGCGUACUAAAGAAAGCCCAAACAAGAUAAUGCACAUACCCACCUACUAGGUCUCUGCUUCAGUCAACAUGAUAUCUCUCCAUGGCUUCUCAUUCUUAUUUACUUCACGUACGUUGUCUCCAAUAGGUAAAAGAAACCCUUAGAAUUAAUCUGAGACCCUGAAGACUCCAUAGCUGGAACCUGCAGCCCGCUGAUGAGUUAACGACAUUUACUGGUUUGUGGAAGGAGGGUAAAGGGCCAAAUAAUCCCUCAUUGGACCACCAGAAUGUUAAGAAGUUGCCUAAAUGUGUGGAUAAAAUCAUGUUUCUGUUACUGGCUAAGGAAGCUUGAAAAUAAUUGUUUAAAAAAAGCCAAAUGCAUACAUCCUCUCAAC